This is a messenger RNA of Neoarius graeffei (lesser salmon catfish), 1628 nucleotides long. Its product is annotated as histone H1-like. The transcript is spliced from 4 exons. Gene Ontology annotation, molecular function: protein heterodimerization activity; structural constituent of chromatin; channel activity. Gene Ontology annotation, biological process: release of cytochrome c from mitochondria; mitochondrial fusion; nucleosome assembly. The coding region runs from base 475 to 1242 and encodes 255 amino acids. Gene Ontology annotation, cellular component: mitochondrial outer membrane; nucleosome. Lineage: Eukaryota; Metazoa; Chordata; Actinopteri; Siluriformes; Ariidae. The record is from RefSeq and is a predicted model, not a curated record.
AACAUGAUUGUUUGACUGUUUUCUUUCCCUAAACGGCUCUUUUAAGAGCCACCCAUGUCCUCGUUGAAAGAGCAGUAUUCCAUAUUCACUCAGGAUAUCAGAUGCUGCUGAUUGUUGUGGUGGAGUUGAUUCCUGCUUUACAAAACGGUGACAGGAGGGCGCUGGGAGAACAUGAACUGAGUCAGGGCUGAUGGAACUAAUAACAAUUUACAUUUCUAUACAUCGAUAUAUAAACUUUAUAAUAUAUAUGCCUAUAUUCCCUUCUUUCCUUUUUCAUCUCUCUCUCACACACACACCCGUGGGAUGGUUGUCACGCAGGCUGACGCUGGAAUUUGACGGCAUUUUUGUGAUUGGUUUUUCAGCUACAACGAUCUUAACCAAUCAGAGAAGAGCCGUGUUGUCUUUAUCACAGAGGGCACGAGCUGCAGCGCUUUUUAUUUCAGAGUUGUUCCUGCAACGGAUCUGAGCAGCAGAAUGAGCGGAAGAGGAAAGACCGCCAAGGCUCGAGCCAAGGCCAAGACUCGUUCAUCCAGAGCCGGACUCCAGUUUCCCGUGGGCCGUGUCCACAGGCUCCUGCGGAAAGCGCUCCACUGGACACUUUCUCACACGGAGGAGGCCGACGGACGGGUUGCUGGAGCCGGGAUUAAUGCAGGGAAAGCGCCUGUGGAAAGCCAGUCAGAGCUUGAGGAGCGCGGCUGUGAGGAGCUCCUGAACCCGGAGCUGGAGACGGAGACCUACGAGCUGCUGAGGCAGUUGUUCCGCUCUCACACGGGCCUUCCGGUGGAACACAGGCGGAAUAAAGCGCAUUCAGCACUGCCGAGUCUGCAGAGAGUGGUGGGGAAAACCAUCUACCGCCACCGCAUCGCAUACACCGGCAUGGUGUGGCAGCUGUUCGACGAGAACAAUAGUCUGGACGGUGUUGGCUCCGUAUUGAGCGGUGUGUUUGACGAUGGUGUGAUUUCUUGGGGACGCAUCGCAAGUGUUCUGGCUCUAGGUGCUGUGGUGUGCGAGUGGCUGAAGCAGGACUGUGUGAAGGAGCAAGUAGACGAGUGUGUGGACAUUGUUGCCUUACAAAUCUCCUCCUACCUCACUACAGACCUGCAGCACUGGUUCAUCAACAACGGCUGGGAUGGUUUUGCGAAGUUCUUUUAUGUUGAGGAUCCCGAGUCCACAGUUUGGAAGGCACUAAUGGCAGUGGCCGGAUUCGGAAUAGGGGCAUGUCUCUUAACGCUGAUGCGAUGAAGUGAGUGGAGGCAGAGGUGGCCACUGUUACUAUGGCUACACUGUUGUCUGUCUUCCUAAGGAAACGAGGACAAAUGUGCUUGUGCUCUUCUGGGCGAUCGCAGAGACACUAAUAAAUCCGUAUGUUUUAUGAAGACUGAGCAAAGUUUGUUAUGUCACUCAAUACUAUUAUCAGUUUAUAUUCAAAUAAAAUUCCCCUCACCCAGAUAAACUGCCCCUGUCUCCAUGGGGAGGUCACUGCGCUGUCCUGCACAUGGCAGAAUUUCAGCUGUUUAACUUUCAGUGCAAGGUCUGGCAUGGUGAGGGCCCUGAUUGUGUGAGGAAAUUCAGAGCUUUCCUGUUUGGAGAAAGUCUUAGUUUUUUAAAUAAACACUUCAGGCACUGAA